Messenger RNA from Cygnus olor (mute swan), 5189 nucleotides. It is a transcript of the gene GIMD1, whose product is annotated as GIMAP family P-loop NTPase domain containing 1. The coding region runs from base 1411 to 1818 and encodes 135 amino acids. Lineage: Eukaryota; Metazoa; Chordata; Aves; Anseriformes; Anatidae. The transcript has a single exon. Gene Ontology annotation, molecular function: GTP binding. The record is from RefSeq and is a predicted model, not a curated record.
UUUCAUAAGGUGUCUUUUUUAAAGGGAAUAGGUAGGUAUUCUUAAGAAAAAAAAAGGAAAUGGAUCAUGGAAAAAUUCACAAAAAGCUCACCGUGAAUUCUGUAAGGAAGAUCAUGUACAGAACUCAGUGUUGUCUGUAACAAAAGUAAUGUUAACAUAAUAGAUCUUGCAUGUUUGGCUUUGUACUGAAUUUAUUUCAAAAGACUGAUUUGGGCAUGGAUUUGAUAUAAAGGAGAAAGCCUGAACUGCAUAUGCAAAAAUCUAAAAUUAAAUGCAGACAAUUCCACUGUGAAGUUACCCACAAUCUGAGUACAUAAACACAGUACAUUAAAAAAUAAAAAUAAAGAAAUACAAAAACUUUAAAUUCAGGUGUCACUGAUAGCUUGAAAUCAGCUGCUUACUUACUAAUUGCUUUUCCAUCUGAAACAUCUCUGAACUUAAUCAACCAAUAUUCCUCUGAGACAAUUAAUGUGCAUCAAACCCCUUUGGACACUGGAUUACAGAAAAGAAGAAAAUGAGAUGGCUUAUUUAUGAACAGUUAUAUUAACUGGAAACAAUACUUACUCAUCUCUCCUCUCUAUCCACUAGCUUACAUUUUUCUUUCCCACUGUGCUGUAAAGACUGUAUAGAUUUCCUAAGUUUUAAUUUGACCUGGAGUUAUAAUCUGCAACAUUAGCUAUUUCAGCCCUUCUUUCUUCACUAAGACAUACUUCCAAUAUUCAUUUACCUGUAACAUAAAGCUCUUUUGAAUUAUUGUCUCUUACAGCUUUAGUAUCAGCUGAUGAAAGACGUAUUCUAAGCUGCUCUCUAGUGUGGAAAAAGUGCUCCUUUAAAAGCUACUUUUUCCAUACCACCCUUUUUUUUCCCCUCUUAAAAGCGUGUAAAGAUUUACUUCUUGAAACAGUCACCUACUAUCAGCAGCCCACAUUUGUCACUUCUUCCUCCCCUAAUUUUCCUCCUUUUCAUAAAAUAUUCUCCCACAACACUGUUUUCCAUGGUUGUUUCUCAGCUCCUGCUCUCCCUCCCUUGUUUGUUUCCUCUCCUUAAAUUUAUCUGCUUUAUUUGUUCCUAAAUCUCCACAGAUGUGACUCUUUCCCAGUUCCUCAGUCUCCACCAGCAUAGGAGGACAGCCCAUCAGGCUGUGCUGCUAGCUGUGGGAGCUACCAGGGAGUCUCAUUUUUUCCGAGCAGCAAACUGGAGAAGUACAAAGACGUGUCCUUGGAUCAGAGGUAUGCGUGUGGUGUAUUGAAUGUCUAUCAACAGUACUCAUUUAGACAUUUCAGGCAGUGAAGGACACUCAAAAGACACCAAAUUUUGCCAUUUUUGCUGGACUGUUUUUAAAGUUGUCUGAAACAGCUCCUGUUAUUCGUUCUUCACUUAAUGACAGGUUUGUGGCUAAAAGCAUAGACAAUGGCAGACAGCAACGAGAUGACAAUCAACCUUGUUGUCCUUGGAAGAACUCAGACUGGCAAAAGUGCUGCUGGGAACAGACUGCUAGGCAGUGAUGACUUUGAAAGCCAGCUCUCCCCCAGCUCUGUGACUACAUGCUGCAGCCUGCGCAGCAGCUGCCGCAUUUCGGGGAUUACACGACGGAAUGGCUGCGAGCUCGCUCUCCGUGUUCGAGUACUUGACACUCCAGGCUACCCCCACAGCAGCCUGAGCAAGGAGUGGGUGAGAGAGACGGUGCGAUCAGCCCUGGCUCACCACUUCAGGGAGGAAGGCCUGCAUCUAGCUCUUCUGGUCCUGAGGGCUGACCUGCCUCUGUGUCCGGAUGAAAACGAUCACACAAUUCAGUUCAUCCAGGUAACAAAUAAGUAAAUAGGUAGAAGCCUCUGCCCACAAUGCAGACUCUGUCUGUGGCUGAAAAUAGCUAUGGAAGAGUUCACUGCAGAAGUAAGUUAGAGAAGUGCAGCUGAGAACAGGAACAUUUUCCAAUCCCCUAUUUGAAAUAUACACCAUUCCCAAUUCAACACUGUAAACCAUAGCUACACUUAACACACUAAACCCGAGAAGAGAGGGAAGAACUGCUGUCUGCUGUACUUGGACUCAGCACAACAGGAUUUAGAAAUUAAAUUUACCUAUCAAAGCAAGCUUCUCUCUCAGAAAUCAGUUAAAGGUUUACUAUGACAGAUCUAGCUUGUUAAAGAGAAAUAUUAUAUGUAGCAAAGGUCUGGUUACCUUACUCUUCUGCACUCUGUAUAGGACAGCACACAGCCCAAAGCAGAAAAUGACAGGUCCAAAAUCACGCAGGAAAUCUGACUGACCUAGGACAAGGAUACUCAGCUCUGUCCUGCACUGUUAUUACUGCUGUGUCUGUUCAAGAGAAAAUAACUAGACAGUUACCCUAAAUUUACUCUAGGUAAGGAAAAUUUCUAGCAUAACUGGCUUGAAGCAAGUAUUUUCAAUUUCUCCUCUGGGGGAGAAAAUUUUUGGAAGUAGGUAAGAUAAGUGGGAGGAAAAGACACUGAAAUGGAAUGGCUUUCUUUUCUGUGGAAAUGUUUUAAUUACCAUGCAUAUACUUCAUUGAAAAGGAGACCAAAGGGAUAUUGCUCAGUUUAUCUACCUGAUCAGAUCAAGGAGGUUUGUUUAUACGAGUUACAAAAAAACAAGGCUUUCAAUCAUUGUCAAAGUCUGUGUAUUACACUUCCCAUCUAUCUUACACAAAUUAACUUUCUAAAAAUCUUUAAGACUGAAAGGGAAUUCCUGGUGCAUCAAGCGUUAUCACCUGCAGUAACGACAUUGCCUAAAAAUAUAUAUACACACACAAGUUCAAGUUGUUCUCACUUUCCUCCUGAUUACUCUGUACUGCUAGACUACUACUCACUUUCCUAGUAGUUUGAGAGUUAGUUGUUAAAUUUUCACAGCACUUUUACUCAUUGCCAGAUUACAUAUAUAUUUGUUCUCAGCAUUACCCUUUUUCUUUAUUCAGUUCUCCCAUUCCUCUGUACUUCAAAAUACUUAAGAGGACUCAGAAUUUUUCUCUAAUAUUUUUACUUUAAGCUAAUGAAAAAUCACCUUGAGAUUGUUUUGGAUCAAGUCCAUGUGGGCAUUAAAAGUUUAAGAGAUGCCAGGAUACCCUUCUCCUUUAAUGGAGCUACAAAACCCCCCACUGGAAAUGAAAUAAAGCAUGUUAUAAAACAGUGAGAAAGCGACACUUACUUCUGUUUUGUGAUUGUAAGUGACUGUCAGAUUAUUUUAGUUAUUAACUCCUUAAAACACCAGGUGCUAUGAUUUCAUCAGCCACUAACAAAUAGGGCUGGGCAGCUGUCUGAGUGCUGGGAAUACAAACAAUAAUCGUUGUAUUUCAGUAUGUCACUGCAAGAAUAAAUUACCAUAAGGACUACCUUUAGCAUUCAGUUCUCACAAUAAUCCUUCACAUAUUAAGGAUGGUAUAUCAGUAAUUCAUAUAGAAGACUAUUAGAAUUUAAAUCUCUUCAGAUUUCUAUUUUGAUAUUCUAAUGAAUUAGGAAAGUGGUAGAUUUUGAUUUCAGAAUUAAUGUUAGCACCAGUUCAUCUGAGUACACAGAAAAUCAAGGCACUAACCUCUCUCCCUAAAACCUAUACCUUCAACCCUUCCUAAGAAAACUUACACCAAAAUACAGUAAGCAUCUAUUUUGCAAGAGUUUAAUUUUUUUCAUUCCUAAUAUCUAAAAUAGAUUAAUGACUAUCAAUAUACCUUGUGUUGUUCCUCCUCCACCCCAAUUCCCUGUUUAUCUUAGGAAUGCAAUGGUGUCCUUUAAAGUACCUGUAUAUACUUGGACACCUAGGCUACAGAGUUAUUGAGAUCAAUGCAAAGUGACCUCUGUUACUGAAGUAAGCUUCUUUUUUACACACACAGGAGUUAGCAUGAGUGCUCUAAAAUUGUAAUUUUAUUUAAUUUGUAAAGCCCAAUCUCUUAUUCAUAUUACUUUAUUUCACAUUAACAAAAAAACGUGUUCUCCAUUCCCCUCCAUCAGAUGAACCACCAUAGUUAAAGACAAACUCUCCAGCUGUCAUUCAAGUUGGUGCAUUUGAUUUGUGUUUUUUUUCUGAAUUGUUGAGAACAGCUCAGUUUUAGGGGAUAAAGCUGUUACUGAAAUUAGUGUUAUAUAAAAAUGAGUCAUUUAUUUCUUCAAUGCAAGGUGAUUUAUAAAAAUUUUUCCAAAGAGCUUCUACAAAUAGAAUUAGAAAUAUAGAUAUGUAGAAAUUGCUAUAAACUACUUGAAUUUUACGUGUUAUUUAUGCUGAUGUGUGCUGUAGCUAAACCACCAUUUUCCUUAUUUACAUACAUACACUUUUUAACUCUAUUAACACCUGUAGCAGGAGAACAAAGAACUGCUAGCACUGCACGACCACGUAUUUCCACUAGAAGGGGACAUCAUGUUCUUCAAUGGUCAAAUCCCCAUGAAAUUUCAACAACUCAAAUAGCAUGAACUGGAUUAUUGCCAGGAAAAGAACAUAUUCUGGUCUGUUAAUACAUAAGUAUAUGAGGUGGGAUUGGGUAAAGUGAACAGGAAAAUAUAUCUAUUUGAGAUUCGUUUUUCAUUACAGGAACUUCUGGGUCCCACAUGGAAGGAUUUCACUGCGGUUUUACUCACUCAUGCAGACAAGGCAAAAGAAGCUGGAUUCAGUGAGGAAGCAUAUCUGCGCAGUGCCUCAAGUACCCUGUUGUCCCUAUUGAGCUCAGUGCAGCACAAAUAUGUUUUUCUAGACAGCCAAAAGAGCAUAAUUAAAGAGGAAAGAACUAUUGUCUUUAGAAAGCUCUUGAAUUUUAUAAGACAGAAUAAUUAUCAAGUGCUUCUAUUUAAACACAGCAAAGAAUAAAAUUAGCUUUCGGGUACUCGUGUCUAUUCUCUAUAGUUUAUAACAUUUAAUGGAAAUAAAACAGUAGAAAAGCCAGCAAUUGGAACAUUUCACAUGCAAUACCAUUCCACACCAAAUAUCUUUGAACAUACGGUUGGAAAUAUCUCUUUAGAUUCCCAAACUACAUGCCUUUCAUAGAGUACCUCACACUACUGCAUCCAGAAUCCUAGCUUCAAUCACACGAUCAGACCAAACUAGUGCUAACAUGUUAUGUAUGUAAAUGUAGCUAAUAUACUAAUAGUGCUAAUACCUAAUAUGCACACAGUGAGGAGUAAGAUUUUAUGCUACAUCUGAUUGUAUAUUGCAGUUCAUAUAAAACAGAUCUGGAGAAAAAGAGAAAGCAAAAA